Molecule: messenger RNA, 1545 nt
Organism: Cynara cardunculus var. scolymus (artichoke)
Lineage: Eukaryota; Viridiplantae; Streptophyta; Magnoliopsida; Asterales; Asteraceae
Product: shikimate O-hydroxycinnamoyltransferase
Exons: 3
Coding region: 124-1434 (436 amino acids)
Molecular function (GO): acyltransferase activity, transferring groups other than amino-acyl groups
Source: RefSeq, a predicted model, not a curated record
AUACCGAAUCAACACCAACCAUACCAAUACACCACCUUCUCUAAAUUCUCUCACUCAUUUCAUCCAACCCCUACGCUGCGCAAUUCGUUUUCGUUUCUUCAAAGUCAAUCAAGCAAAAAGGAGAUGAAGAUCGAGGUGAGAGAAUCAACGAUGGUGAGGCCGGCCGAAGAGACGCCAAGGAUAAAUCUAUGGAACUCAAAUGUCGACCUGGUUGUCCCCAAUUUUCACACACCGAGUGUGUAUUUCUAUCGGCCCAACGGCGCCGCCAACUUCUUUGAUCCGAAGGUGAUGAAGGAUGCGUUGAGCAGGGCCUUGGUUCCGUUUUACCCGAUGGGAGGCAGGUUGAAGAGAGACGAAGAUGGCCGGAUAGAGAUCGAUUGUCAAGGACAAGGUGUUUUGUUCGUGGAGGCGGAGUCUGACGGCGUGAUCGAUGAUUUCGGCGACUUUGCACCGACGUUGGAGCUCCGGAAACUCAUCCCGGCGGUCGAUUAUACCCUAGGAAUUGAAUCCUAUUCGCUGCUAGUCUUGCAGGUCACUUAUUUUAAAUGUGGUGGGGUCUCACUGGGAGUUGGGAUGCAACAUCACGCGGCUGAUGGUGCAUCUGGGUUGCACUUCAUCAACACUUGGUCCGAUUUGGCUCGUGGCCUUGACCUAACCGUCCCACCCUUCAUUGAUCGAACCCUUCUACGAGCCCGUGACCCACCCCAGCCAGCCUUUGACCACAUCGAAUACCAGCCUGCUCCUCCGAUGAAAACCGCACCCACACCCACACCCACCGAUGACGAAUCGGUUCCUGAAACCACUGUCUCGAUUUUUAAGCUAACACGAGACCAAGUCAAUGCACUCAAAGGAAAAUCCAAAGAAGAUGGCAACACUAUCAAUUACAGCUCCUAUGAGAUGCUCUCGGGUCAUGUUUGGCGGUGCGUGUGCAAAGCACGUGGGCUUCCCGACGAUCAGGAUACGAAGCUUUACAUUGCUACGGAUGGACGGGCCCGCCUUCGCCCGUCGCUGCCACGUGGCUAUUUCGGGAAUGUCAUAUUCACGACGACUCCGAUAGCGGUAGCGGGAGACCUACAGUCGAAGCCGACGUGGUAUGCCGCUAGUAAAAUCCACGAUGCUUUGGCAAGGAUGGACGACGAUUAUCUAAAAUCGGCACUUGAUUACUUGGAACUGCAGCCUGAUCUGAAGGCCCUGGUUCGUGGGGCUCAUACGUUUAAGUGCCCGAAUCUUGGGAUAACCAGCUGGGCUAGACUCCCGAUUCACGAUGCCGACUUCGGAUGGGGUCGACCCAUAUUCAUGGGACCCGGUGGAAUUGCUUAUGAAGGGUUGAGUUUUGUGUUACCAAGCCCAAUUAAUGACGGGAGCUUGUCGAUUGUGAUUUCGCUGCAAGCUGAACACAUGAAGCUUUUCAGCAACUUCCUAUAUGAUAUCUAAAAUGGUUAUGGCCAUGGCUAUAUAUUUCUCAUUAUUCCUAAAACCUUUUCCCAGACACAAUAUCGUUACAUGUCAAUGGAGGCUGAAACAGUCUUUCGUCAGCUUAUUGGU